UAUAUACUUGUAUUUACUCGUGUCGUUUCAUUCCUGAUUUCAUUGGCAUUUAAUUUUUUUUACUACCUAUGUAAAAGUAUUUGGAAUUUAUUUUACGGGGAAAAGUAAAAUCUUAUGAUUUUUCGUUGGCUGUACCGUUAUUAAGGUAUGGGCAAUUCCGACAAUGAAACGGUUGAUGAGAACCAACCGCCAACCCAUACUCAAUCUGCAACGCCUGAGGAUGACGCGACAAACCUACCAAGGCAUCUUCGACAUCGUUACUGGAAUAGUUGGGAAGAGAUGCGUUUAGUAGAACUAUGGCGGCUGCACAGCGAUGACGUGACGACAUUAAAGCAAAACAUUCCCAUUUUUCGUACUAUAUCGGAGGGAAUGCGUGAAUAUGGGUUCCAUGUGAACGCUCAGGAGGUCCGGCGUAGAAUUAACAAUUUCAAAAACAAGUAUAUUGCCGAGAGACGUCGUUUAGAACUAGAUGACCAAAAACUCAGCGACUGGCGCUUGUAUCCGCUAGUCCAUUGCCUGUUAGCACCGCGUCAAAAGAAUCAACUAUUAACGCAUCAAAAAUUAAUUCUGGAUCAACUAUGCUCAAAAAUACCGCAGGAGUUGAUAAACAAAGAGAUACCUUUCAUUGAAAUUAUAGACAAAAAACCCGUUCAGCAAUUACCUACCGUUGCUUCAAAUGAACCCGAAGUAAAAUAUGUACCGCCAGCGCGUUCACAGCGUUAUCAACCACGAGUCAAGCCCUAUCCCAGAAGUUUAAGCAUCGACUCGAGCUUUUUCUUGCGACAUAACUUCAACAGGGAGAGAUUUACCCAAAUACUUGUAGAUAAUAGCAUACUCUCUGACCAGCGUGAUGCAGCUCUUAAGCAACUGAAAUCAGAGGAAAGGUCAUUCAAAGCCUUAGAGAGCUUUCUCACAAACUGGCAAAAGAAGCACGAAGUCGUAUUGCAGCGCUUACAAUGCGCUGAGGCAAAGUAACAACAACUUCUGAAUUUUUAUAAUAGUCCUCGGUUCAUUGUUAGUUGCGAAACCCUCAAGUCGUCAAUAAGAUUUUUGUUUAAGUUUUGUAUGAUUUCAUUUUUUUAGUAUUGUAUUGUCAUUAUUUUAAGUUCGUCCAAUGUCUAGUUAUUUUAUUUACAUAUUUUUUUUUUUUUUUUUUUUUGUUUGAAAGGAUCUACUUCCGCAUUUCAAUAACGUUUUUGGCAGAAAUCUUGACUUUUUACCACAAUCGAUGUAACAUGUCUUCAUAUAAGGAGUAAAUAAACAAAUGGGUGACAUUUUA
Messenger RNA from Rhagoletis zephyria (snowberry fruit fly), 1279 nucleotides. RefSeq lists its product as uncharacterized. NCBI's taxonomy places the organism in Eukaryota, Metazoa, Arthropoda, Insecta, Diptera, Tephritidae. The record is from RefSeq and is a predicted model, not a curated record. Gene Ontology annotation, cellular component: nuclear body. Gene Ontology annotation, biological process: positive regulation of DNA-templated transcription.